AUGGCUCCUGAUGAUUCCAUCCCGACGCGCACACGCAUCAAGGGAAGCACGGCGUACGACCGCCACUUCGAGGGACAUCUCAACGACCAUGGUAUCUUCAUGCCAUCUGGUACAUAUCCAGACGGUACGAAGCCAUCGAAGCCGGCCAAAAUUGCAGAAAUCCAAAGAAGACUACGGAACUCUCGACCUUCAAUGGUAAUAUUAGAAAGCUCCUUAGAGAGAGAAUACGAAGACUUUACUACAGUCAACGACAAGACUUCUGGUGCGCAGCGGGUUGUCAAGAGAAUUCUUCCUUUCCUUCAAGGCUCGCAGCAAGACUCCUUCGAAGAUGGCGGCAAUCACCCAUUCACAAAUCUGGCUCCUCUAACAGAUGGCACCCUAGCUAAUGCUGCGCCUGAGUUUUACCAUGGCGCGCCCCCGAACCAGCUGAACAACAACAUCCGGGAAGACCUGAGUAACAAGAUUGUUCCCACGCGUCGGACCAACCGUCCAGCAGCACCAAACUUCUUCCUCGAGACAGGUCAUGAUGGAAGCUACGCCCAAUAUGGGCAUGACAGGAGCAGCAAUAAGCCGGACUAUUAUAAUAAUAACGCCUAUACUAUGGCAGCUACUUUUAACAAUGAAUUGCUAGGGCUGUACAUAACUCACCUUACAAUACCUACAGACAAUAAUGAUCCAGAUCCCAAUUAUGUGAUGACCCAGGCUGGGCAAUGGGCAUUGCAUAGUGACCCAGAUACUUAUCAGCAGGGUAUAACGGCCUAUCGAAAUGCCCAAGACCUGGCCAGGGAAUUCAGGGACGACUUUAUCAGGCAGGCAAAUGAACAAUAUGCAGCUGGUCAAGAUAAUGCCGGUAGUUCUGAUGGAUCUGAGGAACCUAAUUAUAUCUAG
This is a messenger RNA of Aspergillus japonicus CBS 114.51, 888 nucleotides long. RefSeq lists its product as uncharacterized. The transcript has 2 exons. Lineage: Eukaryota; Fungi; Ascomycota; Eurotiomycetes; Eurotiales; Aspergillaceae. Bases 1 to 888 code for a protein of 295 amino acids. The record is from RefSeq and is a predicted model, not a curated record.